GAAAAUCGCUUGGAUUUGUUGUGAAGAUCUCUCAUUGUUGUUCGUCGUUUGCGUUUUGUGAAACUCAAAAUAUUUUCACAGACGCGUCCGCAUUCGUCAAAGUGUAUCUGACGCGCAAACAACGUGUAUCUUAUAAUUCUUUAAUAGAAUUAAAAAUUUCAAUAAGAUUUGCUAUUUUUAAUCCCAAUCAAAGAGACUGUACUGAAAUUUUCAUUUUUUUUUCAAACAAAACAAACAAACAAAAAAUUAAUAAAAACAAUGAAUAAUACAACAACAACAACAAAUUCCAUGGAGAUGUUACUUACUCUAAGUAACCCAGUUUUUGGUUCAUAUAUCUAUUGGAGCAGUAUUCUGGUGAUAAAAAUGCUCCUAAUGAGUUUGCUAACAGCUUUGCAAAGAUUCAGAUUUAAGAUUCUGGCUCUUCUCCCUCCAUUUAUUCGAAAAAAGGUAUUCAUUAGUCCAGAAGAUGAAGCUUUCACUCGCAAGGAAUUGGUCCAACCAAAUGAUCCACAUGUCGAUCGUGUUCGCAGGGCUCAUCGCAACGACAUGGAGAAUAUUUUGCCCUUCUUGACAAUGGGUCUGUUAUUCGUAUGCGUUGAUCCCAGCCCAACAUUGGCUAUGUGGCUUUUCCGCAUUGUAGCAGCUGCCAGAAUAUUGCAUACUUUGGUCUAUGCUUUCCGUCCAGUUCCACAACCAACAAGAGCCAUUAUGUUCUUUAUUGCAUUCUUAAUUACAAUGUUUAUGGCAUUGUAUGCUUCAUAUAAAACUCUUAAAUUUAUAUAAACAAAAUUCAUUUUGAUUUAUUCAUAUUUGUUGGGUACCGGAGUGCAUUUUAUUUUAUUUUACUUUUU
This is a messenger RNA of Episyrphus balteatus (marmalade hoverfly), 851 nucleotides long. RefSeq names its product microsomal glutathione S-transferase 1-like. The transcript has 4 exons. Bases 259 to 783 code for a protein of 174 amino acids. Gene Ontology annotation, cellular component: membrane. Lineage: Eukaryota; Metazoa; Arthropoda; Insecta; Diptera; Syrphidae. The record is from RefSeq and is a predicted model, not a curated record.